AUUUUUUGAACCGACUUCCACUAUAUUGGACUCCACAAUCUGUGCUACUCCGGUAUACUGAUGAACAGAGUAUAUUAAAUCGCCAUGGAUAUUGUGCACCGAUCAAGAAAUCCCGAAAAGUUAUUAGAGUGCAGUCGAUGACAAUGGAUUAUAAUAUAGUAGUAAUCCAAAAAAGCCAACGCAAAUUUCUAUUUCAGGGUUUCCUGUGACACCCAUAUCUCCGCUCUGCCAACUACGUGUUCUUCAUGCAAGAUCGCAGAUUCAUUCAUAUCAGUAAAAUUGGUUGUCGUUUCCACGAAUUUUCAAUUUCAUCCCCAGGAAAUUCUUCUAUAUAGCCACGUAAAGCAUUCCCACACUUCCCUCAGUCUACUCACCGUCUCCUUCGAAUUUCCGACACCUUUCAUCGUUGUAAAAAUGGGGUCUUUGAAGGGUAAGUUGGACGUGGAGGAGCAGAGCAGCGCCGCCUGCCGGACGGCGCACAGCUUGUCUUCCUCCAUUGUCAGGAAGAAAUCCGACCCGGAGCUUGUUUCUCGGAUCCGGUUUCGGGUCAUCCGGCGGGUUCUCGCAAAUGUUCAGCAGGUGAUUCUUGGAACCAAGCUCUGUGUGCUUUUUCCGGCCAUCCCUCUGGCCAUUGUCGCUCAGCUCUACAAUUUCAGAAGGCCAUGGAUUUUCGCACUGAGUUUGCUGGGGCUAGCACCUCUUGCUGAAAGAGUGUGCUUCUUGACAGAGCAAAUCGCAAACUUCAUUGGACCAACGGUGGGAGGACUGCUAAAUGCAACAUGUGGGAAUGCAACAGAGCUGAUAAUAGCAUUGCUUGCUCUUCACCAGAGAAAGAUUCACGUGCUCAAAUACUCCCUCUUAGGCUCCAUCCUCUCCAACCUUCUCCUUGUUCUUGGGAGCUCUCUUUUAUGUGGAGGGUUGACCAAUAUAAAAAAAGAGCAGAGAUUUGACCGAAAACAAGCAGAUGUGAACAUGUAUAUGUUGUUGCUGGGAUUGUUGUGUCUCGUUUUGCCGCUGAUGUUUAGAUAUUCUUUUGAGCCGUCGGAUUAUACAGAUAGUUCAGUCUUGGGGCUGUCUAGAGCAGGCAGCAUUCUCAUGCUUGGGACCUAUGUUGCUUACCUCUUCUUCCAACUCAAAACUCACAAACAGCUGUUUGAUUCUUCUUCAGAGGAGGAAGAAGAUAAUGUGUCCGAAGAAAAGGGUGUGAUUGGAGUUUGGAGUGCAUUUGCUUGGUUGAUUGGUAUGACAGUCACCAUUGCAUUACUUUCUGAGUAUGUGGUUGGCACCAUUGAGGAUGCCUCAGAUACGUGGGGACUAUCAGUGAGUUUUAUCAGCUUAAUUUUGCUACCUAUAGUUGGAAAUGCAGCAGAACAUGCUGGCUCCAUCAUCUUUGCUUUCAAGAAUAAGUUGGAUAUCUCUUUGGGGGUUGCCCUCGGAUCUGCUUCUCAAAUUUUGAUGUUCGUGGUGCCAUCGUGUGUAGUCGUGGGGUGGAUAAUGAAGGUGAAAAUGGACCUGGAUUUCAGUCUUCUCGAGACCGGAUCUCUUGUUUUCUCCAUUCUUCUAACGGCAAUCACUUUACAGGAUGGAACCUCACACUACAUGAAAGGACUGAUUCUUUGUGUGUCCUACUUGGUCAUUGCCUCUUGCUUCUUCCUUCAUAAACUCCCCAUCUAUCACAACCCAAGAAGUGAUGCCACCGGAGUGAAGACCGCCUGAGUCCCGACUGCACCCGGCCCAUUCCCAUCGUUGAGUAUUAGAGAUGUUUAUGCUCUAAUCUAAAUCUAAUGCAUGUAAUAUAUAUGAAUAUAUUAUUGAAUUUCUCUGUAAUUUUCGCAAUAAAUUUGUGGCAGCAACGAGCCAACGACCAGAAUAGCCGGCUGGACGUAUAUUAGGGGACCAUAUGCCCAAAUUACUUGAAAACAAGGGUUGCUGCCACUCCUGGUUUCAUUUAUUGUAUUUAACUUUUUUCAUGAUAUUAUUAUAUUCUUCUUUGUCCAUAUAUAACGUUUAAUUAUUACUUACUCC
This is a messenger RNA of Cuscuta epithymum, 2025 nucleotides long. NCBI's taxonomy places the organism in Eukaryota, Viridiplantae, Streptophyta, Magnoliopsida, Solanales, Convolvulaceae. The record is from the annotation of a GenBank genome assembly.